AUGGCUGCCAACAACAACAGCAACGGCCAGAAGAAGCGAAGAAAAGGCGACCUGAAACCCAUCAUAACCGGCACUGACAACGCUGGCUCAAGUCUUCACGACAGCCCCACCCAAGCCGAAGCCGAGUCACCCUUAUCUACCACCUCCGAAGAAGAUCCCGCCGAAGCCACCGCCGAUGAAGAAGACAGUGAGGACUACUGCAAAGGCGGAUAUCACCCCGUCUUUGUCGGCGAGACCUAUAACAAUGGAAGAUAUACGGUAGUCCGCAAGCUGGGCUGGGGUCACUUUUCGACGGUAUGGCUUUCGAAGGAUUCGCAAUCAGGCAAGCACGUCGCGCUGAAGGUCGUUCGAUCUGCGGCGCAUUACACCGAAACAGCCAUCGACGAGAUAAAGCUCCUCAACAAAGUAGUGCAAGCCAAUCCUAAUCAUCCUGGACGAAGAUAUGUCGUCAGUUUACUUGACAGUUUUGAACACAAAGGUCCUCAUGGCGUACAUGUUUGCAUGGUGUUUGAGGUGCUGGGCGAGAACCUGCUGGGUUUGAUCAAGAGAUGGAACCACCGCGGCAUACCCAUGCCCCUGGUCAAGCAGAUAACGAAGCAGGUACUGCUUGGAUUGGAUUAUUUACACCGAGAAUGUGGCAUCAUUCACACCGACUUGAAACCAGAAAACGUUCUGAUUGAGAUCGGAGACGUAGAGCAGAUCGUGCAGGCUUUUGUCAAGGAGGAGGACAAGAAUUCAAAAGACACGAAUCCAAAUGGCCGGAGGCGGCGUAGGACGCUCAUCACCGGCAGUCAACCGCUUCCCAGUCCUCUCAAUGCAAGUUUCAGCAAUAUCGACAAGAUUGGGAUGUCGCCGCACGGACACAGCAGUUUAAACCAGAUCGUCAAUGACUCGCCAGUGAACAAGUCCUCCGAGGGUCUGUCAAUGCUGGAACAGCUGAAGCUCAAGAAUCAAGAGAGCGGCAAGUCAAACGAUGCGGACCAGAAGACACGAGAAAAGACAACAGAUCCCAUAGAGAAGGAUCUGGCAGGCGAGGCCGCCAACGAGGAUCCCACGCCCAUGAGCGAGGUCAUUUCAGUCAAGAUUGCUGACCUUGGGAAUGCUUGUUGGGUUGGCCAUCACUUUACUAAUGAUAUUCAGACGCGCCAGUACCGUUCUCCAGAGGUGAUAUUGGGAUCUAAGUGGGGAGCGAGUACAGAUGUAUGGAGCAUGGCCUGCAUGGUCUUCGAACUUAUUACCGGAGACUACCUAUUUGAUCCGCAGUCGGGCACCAAGUAUGGAAAAGAUGACGACCAUGUCGCGCAGAUCAUCGAACUUCUCGGGCCCUUUCCAAAAUCGCUCUGCUUGUCCGGAAAAUGGUCGCAAGAAAUAUUCAACCGAAAAGGCGAAUUGCGGAAUAUACACAGGCUACGACAUUGGGCCUUACCAGACGUUCUGCGAGAGAAGUACCACUUUACAGUCGAUGAUGCUCAUAGAAUCGCCAACUUCUUGAUACCCAUGCUCGAUCUGCCGCCAGAGGGGCGCGCCAAUGCUGGCGGAAUGAGCAAUCACGAAUUUGUGAAGGAUGUCAAGGCGAUGGAGAAAGUGAAGGUUGAUGUGACCGUGGGAGCAAAGGGUGAAGGCAUCGAAGGCUGGGCAACUGAGACGAAGAAGCGGUAG
Molecule: messenger RNA, 1659 nt
Organism: Cyphellophora attinorum
Lineage: Eukaryota; Fungi; Ascomycota; Eurotiomycetes; Chaetothyriales; Cyphellophoraceae
Product: Protein kinase dsk1
Exons: 4
Coding region: 1-1659 (552 amino acids)
Biological process (GO): protein phosphorylation; regulation of mRNA processing; spliceosomal complex assembly
Molecular function (GO): ATP binding; protein kinase activity
Source: RefSeq, a predicted model, not a curated record